AUGAUAAUCCACCCUUCUUUAAUUUUAUUCUAUGGAUUUCUUAUUUUUAGGGUGCUUUUAGUGGUAUGUGCUGAGUCUUGAUUUAUGAUUUGAGUAGGGCUAGAGAUAAAUGUGAUGGCGUUCAUUCCACUUAUUUUAGUAAAGGGUAAUAAGUACAGCGGCGAAGCGGGAGUCAAAUAUUUUUUAGUGCAGGCCUUUGCGUCUGUAAUAAUUAUAAGGGGGCUAUUAUUGAAAAGGUGCAGUUGAGUGUCAAUAGAGUGUUUGUUGGCAAGAGGAGUUCUGUUGAAGAUAGGGAGUGCUCCGUUCCAUCAGUGACUCCCCUCUUUAGUGGAAGGGGGAUCUUGAGGCUGCUUGAUAGUUCUUUUUGUGGUGCAAAAAAUUAGCCCUUUAGUUGCACUCUCUUUUUUAUUAAAAGAUGGCGACUACUAUGUAUUAGUCUAUGUAGUGAUUAUUUGUAGAACUCUAGCAGGAAGAAUCGGAGGGUUAAUAACUCCAUCGCUUCGCAAAAUUAUGGCCUACUCCUCUAUUUCUCAUUUAGGUUGGGCGAUUAGAAGGUUGUUGGUUUCUAGUUUGACCUGGGCCGGGUACUAUUUUAUCUAUAGUCUUGUGUUAUUUAGAGCAGUGUAUCUAUUCAAUAAAGAGGAGGCUUUUUCACUUAACCAUUUAAUACUAGGGGAUAAAAAGAUUCGAGGAUUAAUGAGAGUGAGACUGCUGUCUUUGGGCGGGCUCCCUCCUUUUAGGGGGUUCGUACCUAAGUUCUUAGUGAGAGUAGGCCUAUUACAGUGUGAGACUUACUUUAUCUUUGUGGUUUUGCUGAGUGGGACUUUCUUAAGUCUGUUUUUCUAUAUGCGAAUAGUGCUAAGCGGGCUACUUCUUAGGAGGGGUUCAAGUAGGUUAGUUAGCUCAAGUUGAGGCUCGCCUAAGGGGGUUUGAUUUAACGCUGCAGGAGUACUAAUACCAAGGGUGUUAUUUUUUGCUUUAU
Messenger RNA from Hyalella azteca, 982 nucleotides. NCBI's taxonomy places the organism in Eukaryota, Metazoa, Arthropoda, Malacostraca, Amphipoda, Hyalellidae. The record is from the annotation of a RefSeq genome assembly.